GUAUGUGCAUGUGUAGUGGAGCUGUGAGAUAGCAGUAGGUUUAGGCUUACAGAGGAUACAGAGAGGGGCUGACUGGACUGAUCCCCCCCAACAGUGCUACAUUCGCUACGCUGGCCACAUCUGACAGCUGCCAAGAGGGUUCAAGAGAGCUGCUGGAAUUGUCCGCAAGGGAAGCUCACCUCCGGAUUCUAGGCAGGACUUUCCGGGAAUCUUCCCUGCAAAUCCAGGAGAGAUGUCCCCGGCUCUGCAGCUCCUGAUUGGCUUGCUGUAUCACAUGGCAUGCGGGGGGGCGGUGCCGGGUCACAUGACACAGGGGCCCGUAGAGCACCGCUCCGCCUUCUCCGUGGCCCGGACCAGCAGCAUGGAGGGGGGCCCCAAGAUGGUGGUGACCUUCGACAAGGUCUACGUCAACAUCGGGAACGACUUCGACCCCAAGACCGGUAUCUUCCGCUGCAGAAUCCCCGGCGCCUACUACUUCUCCUUCACGGUGGGCAAGUUUCCCAGGAAGAACCUGUCCGUGAUGCUGAUGAAGAACAAGAACGAGGUGCAGGUCAUCGUCUACGACGAGCACCACAGCAAGGAGAGGAAGGUGCAAAGUCAGAGCGCCAUGCUGCAGCUGGAUUUCGGGGACACCGUGUGGCUGCGGCUGCACGGAGACCCCAGAUACGCUCUGUACAGCAACACGGGGCCGUACACCACCUUUAACGGGUACCUGAUCUACCCCGACACCUACUCCUUCCAGAGGAACAGCCUGUCCUACCAGGAGCUCAGGCACGGCCCUGUGGGCCAAGGGCCAGCUGACUGCGCCGGGGCUCAGCGCCUGGACCACAUGCUCUCCGACCAGCCAGCGCGCCGCGAGGAAGAAGAAGAGGGUGAGGAGGAGGAGGAGGAGGAGGGGGACCCCAGGUCGGCCUUCUCCACGGCCAGGACCCAGAGCGUCACGGGGGAGGACCAAGGCGCGCUGGAGCACAGGCCCAUGACCUUCGACACGGACUUCGUCAACAUCGGCGGCGACUUCAACGCCUCGGCCGGCGUCUUCACCUGCAGGGUGCCCGGCGCCUACUACUUCUCCUUCACCAUCGGCAAGCUGCCCCACAAGACCGUCUCCGUGAAGCUGAUGAAGAACAGCCUGGAGGUGCAGGCCAUGAUCUACGACGACAGCCGCUCCAAGAGGCGGGAGAUGCAGAGCCAGAGCCUGAUGCUGUCUCUGAAGAAGGGAGACACCGUCUGGCUCUACAGCCACCAGCACGAGGGCUACGGCGCCUACAGCAACCACGGCAAGUACAUCACCUUCACCGGCUUCCUCGUCUACCCGGAGCUCCCACGGCCCCGAACGCAGAACGCCGCCAAGGAAAAGAAUGAAAUAUGAUCCUGCCGCCUGUGCCCCCUUAAUUUAUUGAGUGAGUGUUUCUAUUCCCUUUUCCUCCCUUGGAAACGUGAUGGAUUGUGCGGAGUGAGACGUCGCCUUUCCUGUCCCUCUGCCCUUUUCUCCCACCCCAGAAGCAUGUGAAAGGACUGCAAACCGCCCCCCCCCCCGCCCCUCCUUCCGUCUUCGUGUGUGAAGAUCAGUUUUCUCCCCUGCUCGGAGACAGCAGUGCGCGCGAGCUGGCUUUCUGGGGACUGACAGCAGAAAGUAACUGGAAAUGCUUUCCACUGCAAACCAAAAAAAAAAAAAAAUUAAUGGCUGAACAUUUGGUUCUCGUCUGGUUGUCAUUAAUCUGACCUGAGCUUGCUCUGUCACUGUUCAGAGGAAUUUCCACUUCAGACAGUGAGAUUUCCAAUUUGAAGUAAAGAACAAAUAAUCCAACUGUAGUUUAUCGGGCCGUUAUGUUUUUAGAUGUGUUUGUCACGCAGAACAUAGAAUUCCUUCUUUACAAUUAAGCGCUCAUUUAUGAUCCUCCCAGAGGAAUUCGGGGGCUUUGACAAACUACCUUGUUCAAUCUGGGAAGAUAAUCUACCCGAGAAGCGUUGCUGCCUCUCUCUCUCUGGAAAGUCUGGGCUGCUGGUGUUGUUUUUUCAGGGUUUUUUUUAUUUUUCAAAAAAGUUUACAAACCUGCCGUUGAACAGACACAAGCACAUUCUCUUUUCUGCCAGACAUCAAAACCUUUAAUAGGUACGAUGUGCCUGUUACGGACUGUUUCAUGGUAGAGUAUAAAAAGGAGUAAGUGCUCUUAUUUAAUGGGAAGAGAGAAUAUAUUAAUACACUGUAUUUGGUUUGUUCUUACAUUUGGUGGAUCGUGAGAAUCCAUCAUUGCCAUUUUGUGGUGUUUCUAAUGCACAUGGGUUAACAAAAAGCAGUCAACUUCAAAUAAAUCCCUAAAAUAAUAAUUGAGUGACUUAUAAUUUUAGGCUAAUGCUAUAUUUGAUUUCAUUUGUGAUUCUCAUUUUAGUAGUUUUAGCAAUUACCAGACAAAUAAAAAUGAUUAAAGAAAUAACAGACUGAAAUUGUUAGUAUGUUACAGCAGUUUUUCUAUGAAAAGUGGGUAAAUACAAAUUAUUUAACUGAUACUAAAAAGGGCUUGAGUGAUCUAGAAACAAAAAAGUUUUUGUUGCUUUCCAGAAUUUUUAAACAGGCAAAAGGAUUUAACCCAUAAUGAUCAGCUGCUAAAAAGGUAUUUUCACGGGAACCAUUCCUUCGUACUUUUAAUAAUCAAGCACAUCAGAGCUGCCCAGCGCAAUUUAAAAAGUUUUUAUUGAACUAGCAGAGGGAAAAGAAGGCGUUCUGGGAAGAUAAAUGAAAGCUGGUAAAAAUGCAGGUCCACCUUCUGCUGAAGGAACUGCUAAGGUAAGGACUGGGCAGUCCUGGUCCUGCUCUACUUGUGUCUCCAGAUUUUCCAUGGAUCUUUAAAGCAGCAGCCCCACCAGCACACCUGAAGCUGUUGAAUCCCUCCCAUUAAGCCAACAGGGAGCUGAGCUGGAACGAGAACCUGGCGCCAGAUCGCCUCACACCCGGACUGGGUGAUGAUGAGAGUCUGAUGGUCUAAUAGGACACGUCAGACGAAACUGCGCACUGCGGCGCAUCAGAAUGAAAGUGCAUGUACUGUACAUAUGACUCAACUGGGAAUAUUAUUCCCACGGACAAAUGACGACUCACCACCGAAUGAACGCUGGCGGGUGUCCUUACAAUUUUACUCUCUAAAACUGUAUGCACCGUACAUUCUAGGGUGGCACAUUGCGCCCCCUGUCGGACAUCAGCGGGGUCUAGCCUGUAGAUGCGAUCUUCUCUCUCGUGUCCGUGCGUGCGCCGGCUUCCAGCGCGCUCCACGGCGCCCGGCUCGCGUCCAGAUCCACCUUGCCGAGUUGCCGGGCGCCCCCUUACGUACCGAAUUUAAAAGCGCUACUCUCGCCCGAGAGUGUGCGACACCUGAUCUGCGCCGGCGCUGCCCUCUCCCUGAACGACAUUGACCGUGACAAACCCGCAGUGUCAGGUCCGCUCAUCACCCUACUUGGCCGGGGUGAAAAGCGCAGAUCCGCGAGAAAAGCUGAGCUGCCCGGAAAAAAAUGGCUUUGAAAUGAAGUUGAAAAGAAGACAACCCCAGGAAGUUAGAAAAACAGAACAUGGAAAAAACGUGACUGCAAUGUCAAAGUAAACAUUAUUUUGUAUUUCUACUCAAAAGUGGACCGUUGCGUUAAACUGGAUGUGACAUUUUGGUUACUUGUACUUUUUAUCACCCGAUGAAGCACAUGACACACAAAAAAACUAACUUUUAUAAGACAUAUAUCCAUUGUGCUCUCUUACGUAAAAAAAAAAGAAAUAAUUCAUUGAGCUGUGCAAAAAAAAUAUUGUAAAUGGUCCUUUUGAAAAAAAUGGAUGCUAAAUGUGAAACUUGCUUGUGUACAUGAGACGUUUAAAAUAAAGAUGAUUGUUAAAAGGGAAGAA
Messenger RNA from Lepisosteus oculatus (spotted gar), 3880 nucleotides. It is a transcript of the gene c1qtnf4, whose product is annotated as C1q and TNF related 4. NCBI's taxonomy places the organism in Eukaryota, Metazoa, Chordata, Actinopteri, Semionotiformes, Lepisosteidae. Gene Ontology annotation, molecular function: protein binding. The record is from RefSeq and is a predicted model, not a curated record.